AUGGAGAAUAUUACUAGUAAUUAUAACUUACCAUCAUCGUAUGCCAUAGGUCGACCAGAACCAAAGGUCAGAUGGUGGCGGGGAGAGACAUUGGUGGAUACUGGAAACGAAGGAAUUUCCGGACAAUUCACAGCGUCAUCAUCUUCAGUAAAACAAAACGAAUUGACCAUCGAAGCGCUUGGACGGUACGAUCAGGGAGCCGUGUACACUUGCCAGGCUUCAAACAGCAACUUGUCCGCCCCCGUCAGCGCCAGCGUCACGAUCGAAAUGUAUCUCAAACCGUUGAACGUGCAAGUGCUCAGCAGCAGACAGCCGCUUAGUUGCGGCCGAACGUACGAGGUUCAGUGUCAAGCAGUGGGUUCCAAGCCGCCGGCMAAUGUGACGUGGUGGAAAGACAAUGAGAGGUUGACCAAUGCUACGCAGACCGUAUCACCAGAUGGCAAUAUAACAUCAUCUACUUUAACUUUUCAACCAACAAAGUCAGAUAAUGGUAAAUCAUUGGUAUGCCGAGCCGAGAAUCAAAACGUACAACAAUUAGAUGAGAUGGCUGGUGGAAAAGUGGAAGAUUCGUGGACGAUUGAUGUGCACUAUGUACCAAUAUUGAAACUGGCUUUGGGAAUCAACAUGAAUCCGGCAGACAUUGAAGAAGGAGACGAUGUAUAUUUCGAGUGCAAGAUCGAUGCCAACCCACCCGCUUACAAAGUUAUUUGGAAGCAUAACGGUCAAGUGGUCCAGGGAAAUGUGAAAAGCGGUGUGAUUAUGAAUCAAAAGGACCUGGCACUUCAAAACGUCAAGAGACAGCAAGCGGGGAACUAUUCGUGUUUGGCUAGCAACGUGGAGGGAGACGGCGAGAGCAACGUCGUUCGGCUAACAGUCAUGUUGAGACCCGACCCACCUUUCAACUGCACUUCGGGUGACCGGACRCUGUUCUCGGUACACGUAUGGUGCACACAAGGGUUCGAUGGAGGCGUCGCUCAACGCUUUGCCUUGGAAGCGUACGACUCGGCGGGCCGUGCUGGCUCCGACGGCGGAGAGUCGUCUGGUCUGGACGAUGGGUAUGGCGGACCCGCGGUGGCUGCAGACGGACCGGCGCCACCCAUGUUGGCCAACCUGACGUCCGACCGACCGGACUUUACGCURCGACAACUGUCACCGUCAGUCGGGCUCCGAUUGGCCGUUUACGCGUACAACUCGCGCGGCACCAGCGACCGCACGUGGCUUACCGCUUACACACUCAACUCGGCCGACAAGCAGACCACUUCCGGUUCGUCUGCCGUUGGAGCUGGUGGCAACGAACGUUUCCGGCUGACGCCAGUGGUCGCCGGUCUUUUGGCUAUCACCAUUGUGUCAGCCGUGGCUGCGGCUGCGGUGAUGUGCGCACUCCGUGUGCGAUCUCAACGACACCGGAACCAGCGCCGGCAGGACUUGUGCGGGGCCGGAACUGGUAGCGUUAUGGGCGGAGGUAUUGGUGGUGGGGCUGCCGUCAUCGCCGUGUGCAAGCAAAAAGCUGAUGACGACGAUGGUGACUACGCGGCUGCGACAUCAGACCCAGACAAAAAUCCAGACCUGAUCCCACCGACGAAAAUCAAAAGCGGAAGCAGGGGCAAUAUCGGAUACCGUGUUGUCCAACAGUCGAUGAUGGGAUUAAAUGACGACGAUGAUGAAAACUUGGAUGCUGCCGAAUCAUCAGACGAUGAACGAUCCGGUUACCCGAUACUUCCGGUCGACGGUAUAGGCUCUCGCCCAUCUGUCAAUUCACUCCGACACCCCGCUACAUCAGCUGGCCCUGGCUAUAGCAACAACGGCUACAGGCCUGAACAACAUAUGUCGACAACCAUUGCGGUAUCAUCCCGAUUACCACCUUACCAUCAUCGGGAAAUCGUUACGGUUCGAACUCCAUUGAUGUCUAGCCAACAGGAAAGCUGCGUUUAAAUAUUAUAUUAUUGAAAAUAUGUAUUCAAUAUUCAUAUGAUAAUAUUGUUUUAUGUAAUUUCUACAUAAAAUGCAUAGUCCUAUAGUGUUCUAAUUAUUAUUACUAAUAUUACCCAAUAUUAUUAUUAUUAUUAUGAUAAAUUAUAUUGUGAAUGUAUUUUGUUAAUAACUUCCUAAAUGUAUAUUAUACAAAGAUUUUUCUUCUGUUUAUUUUUACCCUUUUCGUUUCUAAUAUUUUGUACUCACUUUGCAUCUAAGUGUUUGUAAUUUUGAACUAUACUAAACUAAUUUUUCGUAUAAUAAUUGCAUUUGAACAACUCCAUAAUGAAGUUUAGAUUUUUUUUUUAGUUGGAAUAUCUUAAUCAUGUCAUGCUUGUCAAGCAUUGGUACUUAAAAUUUGAAAUAAAAUUUUAUUAAUAAAAUUAUAUGUUUAAUUUAAUACGAAAAUAGUAUCACAUAAAUAUAAUAUGUGGUGCAUUUUUUUAAUACAAAAUUGUUACAUUUAGUGAAAAGCUGAAACAUAACGUAAUCAAUCCAUUAAAUUCGUGUUAGUUUGGUUUCACUAAAUCAAAAAUAUGUGUAAUUCAACAAUAAAUUUCAAGUAAAAUGGAAUUUUUUUUUUUUUGAUAGAUUCCAAUACCCACCUAAAUUUUCACACAACAUAAUUUUUUCGUACAAACAUCUUUGUUAUAAACGUGGUUUUAAUCUUGAAAACUUACUCCAAAUACAAUUCCGUGAAAUAAACGUGGGAUAGACUAGAAUAAUUACUGGCAUCUUCAUUUUAAUAUUUAAUUAUUUACWAUUUAAUCUAACCAUGUCAAACUGUAUAAUAAUAAUAUCUAUAUUUAUAACAACCAUAGUGAGUAAUUUACCAAAUUACCAAUACUGCUGGUUCUUUGCAGAGGGAAAUAGUUGAUAAGUGUUAUAAUUUUUGUAAAAAAUGACUUUCAAAUUAUAUGUGUUUAAAUUUAUUAUAUUAAUAGAUAGGUUAUAAUAUUGUUGUUGUUUGUAUUUAUAAAGUUGGAAAACCAUUGUUGAAGUAAAAUUGUCAUAGAUUUGCGCAACAGCGAAAUCGUUAGUUUAAUGAAAAGUAAGAUUGAAAUUUAAAAAAAAAUGUAUAUACAUUUU
Molecule: messenger RNA, 3060 nt
Organism: Diuraphis noxia (Russian wheat aphid)
Lineage: Eukaryota; Metazoa; Arthropoda; Insecta; Hemiptera; Aphididae
Source: RefSeq, a predicted model, not a curated record